AUGCAACUCGGCUACAGACGGUUGUUGCUUCUUGAAUAUCGCUACUCGUUGGUUGAGUGUUCAAAUGGGAGGGAAGUUAACUUUGGUUCUUUUGAUUUUGAAAUUGAAAAAGUGGCUGGGGAAAUUGCAAAGAAAACUGGUGGUACUGCUAUUGUUGAUGUCCCCUUUGGUACCACUAAUCCAGGAUUCCUCCUAGAAGAUGAACCUCUGCUUAAUGAUACUGGUGCUACUGCUUCUUUCAUCUCUUCUUUCUUUAUUGAAAAAGCCAAGUUGAACUCUUCUAUGUCUGUUAAAUCUGUGAUCUCCCUUCCUAAUGGGGAGAAAAUUUCUUGUCAUCGCGCUUUUCGAAGCGUUCCUGUUAUCAUUAACGAGGUAGAAUUGACUGCAAAUCUUAAAGAGUUCCCCAUGGACGAAUUCGAUGUGAUAUUCGGCAUGGAUUGGUUGAAGGAAUACCGAGCUGUAUUCCAUUGUAGGGAUGAGAAGGUGGUGUUGAGAAACCAUAAAGGGGAGAGAGUUUCUUAUUCUAACACCAAAGCAAAGCCUGGUGUGAAGAUCAUCUCUGCUAUAAAGAUGAUGAAAAUACAAAGAAAAGGGAAUGAAGUUUUCUUGUGCAAAGUGACUGAAGUCUCCGAAGGCGUUAAGCUUGAAGACAUUCCCAUUGUCAGAGACUAUCCAGAUGUAUUUCCCGAAGAAUUACCUGGAAUCCCUCCCGAAAGAGAUGUAGAAUUUGGGAUUGAUUUGAUUCCAGGCCAUGUUAUUAGCAAGGAAGGUGUGAAGGUUGAUCCAACGAAGAUUAAAGCUAUUAUAGAAUGGGCAAGUCCCUCUAGUGUAACUGAAGUUCGGAGUUUUCUAGGACUUGCAGGCUAUUAUCGAAGGUUUGUGCAUAACUUCUCUAUUAUUGCUCAACCUUUGACAAAAUUGAUGAAGAAAGACUGCAAGUUUAGAUGGUCCGAAGAGUGCGAAAAGGCUUUUCAGUUAUUGAAAGAAAAGCUCACAUCUGCUCCUGUCUUAGUCUUGCCGAUAGAAGGAGAGGAGUAUGAGGUGUUCAGUGAUGCCUCGAAGAGUGGACUAGGCCUCAAGUAUAUUUUCACUCAGAAAGAAUUGAAUAUGCGUCAGAGGCGCUGGCUCGAGCUUGUCAAGGAUUAUGAAUUGACCUUGGAGUAUAAGGAAGGAAAGGCUAAUAGGGUUGCUGAUGCCCUGAGUCGAAAGCCUGGACCCUUGCUGAAUUUUAUGAAGGUUCUCUCUAAGGACUUAUGUGAGGAAUUCCGCAAGAUGGAAAUUGAAGUGGUAUCAUUGGGUGGGGUUAAAGCUCGCUUAAACGCUAUGAGUUCUGAGCCUGCUCUUUAUGCUGAGUUAAGAGAGAAGCAACAGAAUGAUCCUAAGCUUCGGAAGAUUCGGGCUGCAAAGGCUCAAGGACGAGCUGGGAGUUUUGAUAUUGCAGAGGAUGGGAGUAUGAAGUUCAAAGGGCGAUGGUGUGUGCCUAAUGAUCCGAUUUUGAAGAACGAAAUCAUGAGUGAAGCUCAUAACACUCCUUAUUCAGUACAUCCUGGAGGUUCGAAGAUGUAUAAGGACCUCAAGCUAAGCUUUUGGUGGCCUUGUAUGAAAAAAGAGGUUGCUGAAUUUGUUGCCAAGUGUUUGGUGUGUCAGAAGGUGAAGAUUGAGCAUCAAAGGCCAGGUGGUUUGUUACAACCCCUUCCUAUUCCAGCAUGGAAGUUUGACUCCGUUUCCAUGGAUUUUGUGAUGGGGCUUCCUAAUGCCGCUGGUGGCUUGAAUGCAGUGUGGGUAAUAGUUGAUCGCUUGACCAAGGUUGCCAGAUUUAUUCCUAUGAAGAAGACUUGGUCAAUGGAACAAAUGGCGGAGGCUUAUUCAAAUGAAAUCAUAAGGUUGCAUGGUGUACCUAGGGAAAUUGUGUCCGAUCGUGAUCCCAGGUUCUUAUCUCAUUUCUGGUCCUCGUUACAAAAGGCUUUUGGUACUAAGUUGAAGUUGAGUACCGCUUUCCAUGCUGCAACUGAUGGGCAAACGGAGAGAACAAUCCAGACUUUGGAAGACAUGCUCCGUGCUUGUGCCCUGGAAUUCCAAGGCUCGUGGGUGAAGUCUUUAAGCUUGGUAGAGUUCUCUUACAACAACAGCUAUCAUGCGAGCAUCCAAAUGGCUCCCUACGAGGCUCUUUAUGGUAGGAAAUGUCGUAGUCCUACUUUCUGGAGCGACAUAAGUGAUUCGUUGGUGUUGGGACCCGAUCUUAUCCAAUCUACUAUAGAUAAGGUCAAAGUUAUUCAAGCAAAGAUGAAGGCUGCCCAGGAUCGACAAAAGUCUUAUGCCGAUUUGAGUAGGAGACCUAUUACUUAUGAUGUUGGGGAUAAGGUGCUUUUGAAGGUGUCCCCAAUGAAGGGAGUAAUGAGAUUUGGUGUGAAGGGCAAGCUCAGCCCUAAGUAUGUGGGUCCUUAUGAGGUACUUGAGAGGAUUGGUGAAGUGGCUUAUAAGUUGGCUUUGCCAGUCGAGCUAUCUAAGGUUCACAAUGUGUUCCAUGUCUCUCAGUUACGGCGUUAUCGAAGUGACCCUUCGCAUGUUAUAGCCGUAGAGUCGGUAGAGGUCAACCCUAAUUUGACUUUCGAGGAGAAGCCAGUCAAAAUCCUUGAUCGUCAGGUACGUUCUCUGAGGAGAAAGGAAGUGCCAUUAGUGAAAGUUUUGUGGCGUAGUCAAAAGUAUGAACAAGCCACCUGGGAAACUGAGGAGUCAAUGCGACUUAAGUAUCCCGAGUUGUUUGUAGCCGAACAAAGUUGUUGCAGGUGAUGAUUGAAUUCACUCGGAGCGACUGGGGAAUAAGACUGAGAGAUGUAGGGUUACCUAGAACAUUAAGUUGAAGUUUAGAUGUUUUAUUUAUUUUUGUUUAUGGGAGUGUUUUACUCCCUGGAUUUUUAUGUAAUGACUUUUUGAUUUACUUUAUUCGAAGUUAUAAAUUUAUUUUGAAAAUUUUAGUGACC
Messenger RNA from Amaranthus tricolor (Joseph's coat), 2981 nucleotides. RefSeq lists its product as uncharacterized. The coding region runs from base 1 to 2790 and encodes 929 amino acids. NCBI's taxonomy places the organism in Eukaryota, Viridiplantae, Streptophyta, Magnoliopsida, Caryophyllales, Amaranthaceae. Gene Ontology annotation, biological process: DNA integration. Gene Ontology annotation, molecular function: nucleic acid binding. The record is from RefSeq and is a predicted model, not a curated record. The transcript has 6 exons.